Messenger RNA from Apus apus (common swift), 5094 nucleotides. RefSeq names its product integrator complex subunit 2 (gene INTS2). The record is from RefSeq and is a predicted model, not a curated record. The transcript has 24 exons. NCBI's taxonomy places the organism in Eukaryota, Metazoa, Chordata, Aves, Apodiformes, Apodidae. Gene Ontology annotation, cellular component: integrator complex. Gene Ontology annotation, biological process: snRNA 3'-end processing. Bases 25 to 3606 code for a protein of 1193 amino acids.
AGGGCGGGGAGGGGAGCGGCCGCCAUGGCCGAGUGCUCGGGGCUGCAGUUCGUCAGCCCUUACGCCUUCGAGGCCAUGCAGAAAGUAGACGUGGCGCGGUUGGCCGCCCUCAGCGACCCCGAGCUGCGGCUGCUGCUGCCCUGCCUGGUGCGCAUGGCGCUCUGCGCCCCCGCCGACCAGAGCCAGAGCUGGGCGCAGGACAAGAAGCUCAUCCUCAGGCUGCUCUCGGGGGUGGAGGCCGUCAACUCCAUCGUGGCCUUGCUCUCUGUGGACUUCCACGCCCUCGAGCAGGACGCCAGCAAGGAGCAGCAGCUCCGACACAAGCUGGGAGGAGGGAGUGGAGAAAGCAUCUUGGUGUCCCAGCUGCAGCACGGGCUGACCCUGGAGUUUGAGCACAGCGAUUCGCCCCGUCGGCUUCGGCUGGUGCUGAGCGAGUUACUAGCAAUAAUGAAUAAGGUGUCAGAAUCAAAUGGUGAGUUUUUUCUCAAAUCAUCUGAGCUGUUUGAGAGUCCUGUUUAUCUGGAGGAGGCAGCAGAUGUUCUUUGCAUUUUGCAAGCAGAGCUGCCAUCACUGUUGCCAAUAGUUGAUGUGGCUGAAGCUCUGUUGCACGUUAAAAAUGGAGCCUGGUUCCUCUGCCUUCUGGUGGCCAAUGUUCCUGACAGCUUUAACGAGGUCUGCAGGGGUUUGAUUAAGAAUGGUGAACGGCAGGAUGAGGAGAGCGUUGGCGGCCGGCGCAGGACUGAAGCGCUUCGCCACCUGUGCAAGAUGAACCCUUCCCAAGCUCUGCGGGUCCGAGGGAUGGUGGUGGAAGAGUGUCACCUACCGGGUCUCGGUGUGGCUUUGACCUUGGAUCACACCAAAAAUGAAGCUUCAGACGAUGGAGUGAGUGACCUGGUGUGUUUUGUGAGUGGUUUGCUCCUUGGAACAAACGCAAAGGUUCGGACUUGGUUUGGGACUUUUAUCCGAAAUGGCCAACAGAGAAAAAGAGAUAAUAUCAGUUCUGUGCUUUGGCAAAUGAGGAGGCAGCUGCUCCUGGAGCUCAUGGGAAUCCUUCCCACGGUUCGCAGCACACACAUUGUUGAAGAAGCAGAUGUUGAGAUGGACCCAAACGUGUCUGUGUACUCAGGACUGAAGGAGGAGCACGUGGUGAAGGCCAGCGCGUUGUUACGCCUCUAUUGUGCUUUGAUGGGAAUUGCUGGGCUGAAGCCAACUGAUGAAGAGGCUGAGCAGCUACUGCAGCUGAUGACCAGCCGCCCUCCUGCAACCCCAGCUGGCGUUCGCUUUGUCUCUCUCUCCUUUUGCAUGCUUCUGGCCUUCUCCACCCUUGUCAGCACCCCAGAACAGGAGCAGCUCAUGGUGAUGUGGCUUAGCUGGAUGAUAAAGGAAGAAGCUUACUUUGAAAGCAUUUCUGGUGUGUCUGCUUCUUUUGGGGAGAUGCUUCUCUUGGUAGCCAUGUAUUUCCAUAGUAAUCAGCUCAGUGCUAUCAUUGAAUUGGUCUGCUCCACCCUGGGAAUGAAGAUCGUUAUUAAGCCCAGCUCACUCAGCAGAAUGAAGACAAUUUUCACACAGGAGAUUUUCACUGAGCAGGUUGUUACAGCCCAUGCAGUUCGUGUGCCUGUUACAGGCAACCUCAGUGCCAACAUCACUGGGUUUUUACCAAUUCACUGCAUUUACCAGCUUUUAAAAAGUCGGUCCUUCACCAAGCACAAAGUAUCCAUUAAGGACUGGAUCUAUAGGCAGCUCUGUGAAACCACCACCCCACUCCAUCCUCAGCUGCUUCCUCUUAUUGAUGUCUACAUUAACUCUAUUCUUACUCCUGCAUCUAAAUCCAACCCAGAGGCCACAAAUCAGCCUGUCACUGAACAGGAGAUACUGAAUGUUUUUCAAGGACUCUCUGGGGGUGAAAAUACUCGUCUAGCUCAACAAUACAGCAUCACCACCCAGCUGCUUGUCCUCUACUAUGUCCUGUCCUAUGAAGAAGCACUUCUGGCAAACACCAAGAUCCUAGCUGCUAUGCAGAAAAAACCCAAGUCUUACUCUUCAGCUCUAAUGGAUCAGAUUCCAAUCAAGUACCUCAUCCGGCAGGCACAGGGGCUGCAGCAGGAGCUGGGAGGUUUGCAUUCUGCACUGCUACGCCUCCUGGCAACUAACUACCCACACCUCUGCAUUGUGGAAGACUGGAUCUGUGAGGAACAGAUCACGGGCACUGAUGCCUUGCUGAGGAGGAUGCUUCUUACAAACAUUGCCAAGAAUCACUCUCCCAAACAGCUCCAGGAAGCAUUUUCCAUGCUGCCUGGAAAUCAUACCCAGCUGAUGCAGAUCGUAGAGCAUUUGACUCUUCUCUCAGCUGGGGAAUUGAUCCCUUAUGCAGAAGUAUUGACAUCAAACAUGAAUCUCUUGCUGGAUGCUGGAGUCCCUCGGAGGAUCCUUCAGACUGUCAAUAAACUUUGGAUGGUUCUUAACACUGUGAUGCCAAGAAGGUUGUGGGUGAUGACUGUCAAUGCUCUGCAGCCUUCAGUAAAAAUAGUCCGGCAGCAGAAAUACACUCAGAAUGAUCUGAUGAUUGAUCCUUUGAUUGUACUAAGAUGUGACCAGAGAGUUCAUAGGAGUCCUCCUCUGAUGGAUAUAACUUUGCACAUGUUGAAUGGAUAUCUUCUUGCUUCAAAAGCUUACCUUAAUGCUCACCUGAAAGAAACAGCAGAGCAGGACAUCAGGCCAUCCCAAAACAAUCCAAUGGGCCCAGAGGCCCCAGAAGUUACAAGGGAAGAAUUAAAAAAUGCAUUGCUUGCUGCUCAGGACAGUGCUGCUGUGCAGAUUCUUCUAGAGAUCUGCUUACCUACAGAAGAAGAGAAAGCCCAGAGCAGAAAUAGCCACAGUUUGCUAAAGACUGUUCAUAAUACCACAGGGCCUAAGAGUCCAGAAGUAGAGGAGGAAGAAGAAGAAGAAGAAGACAGCUUGCUGUGUAAUCUUCGAGAGGUCCAGUGUCUCAUCUGCUGUCUGCUGCAUCAGAUGUAUAUAGCUGACCCCAACAUAGUCAAACUAGUUCAUUUCCAGGGGUAUCCAUGUGAACUUCUGGCACUCACAGUGGCAGGGAUUCCAUCCAUGCACAUCUGCCUGGAUUUUAUACCCGAGCUCAUUGCCCAGCCUGAGCUUGAAAAACAGAUAUUUGCCAUCCAGUUACUUUCCUUCCUGUGUAUCCAGUAUGCACUGCCUAAAUCCCUCAGCGUGGCUCGUUUAGCUAUCAAUGUGAUGGGAACCCUGCUGACAGUUUUAACUCAGUCGAAGCGCUACGUUUUUUUUAUGCCAACCCUGCCUUGUUUGGUGUCCUUCUGUCAAGCCUUUCCUCCUCUGUACGAUGAUAUAAUGUCUCUGCUGAUACAGAUAGGACAAGUUUGUGCCUCUGAUGUGGCUACACAGACCAGAGACUUUGACCCAAUUAUUACACGUCUGCAGCAACUAAAGGAGAAGCCACAUGAUGUGUCAGGACUUUGUAAAGAUUCAUCUAGCAAAAGGGACGUGUCCAGCAUGGACCCUGAUGUUCGGUUGUGCCAGUGUGUAGAAAAUACUAUCAUUGACAUCAUUAACAUGAGUGUAAGUGGAGUUUAGGAAGAAGACAAAUGCAGUUGUACUGUAGCUGGUCCCAUGGUCUGUAGAGCCUGAACUUGGAGAAAGCUGCCAACAUGGUCCAAGGAACUGGAGCACAAGAAGUCCACGUUUUUUGUUCAUUCCAAUCGGUUAUGGAUGAAAAGAAGGAAUUCUUGAAAGAGGCUGAUGUUGCUUCCAGUGAAAACUUUUGAGGUUGAUGGGAUCAGUAAAUCAUUUCCAGUGAAUCUGAGGGUGGUUUUCAGGCUUCUUCACAGCAGCAACACACCUAAGAGGGUUUUAUAACACUCUGGGAAGUGAAUACUUCGUGGAUUGAGAAACCAGCAAAAUGAUUGGUAAGAAAAAUUUGAGAUUGAUGUGCUUUGCUUAAGUUAAAUGAGCUACUGUUCUGCAGCCUUGCAGGGCAAGAUGAAAUAAAAUACUCCAAGAAAAAGUGGUGUAAGUAACUUGCAGCAUCACACCGAGUACUAAGAAAAUGCUUGAACUUUUCUUUAUUUGUGUUUCAAACCAUUGGCCCAAGUCUCAGUUCAUCAGGAGCUUUAUUCAGAGAUCAGCCAGCCUUCAUUAAAAGUUUGAAACUGGUCUAGAAGUUUCUUUAAAAAAAAAAAAGACUGGUACUAUGAAGUGAGCUGUAUUAGUGGGAUUUUUAAAGUGUGUAUUUUUUUCAUGCAGCUCAGAUGGUUUAGUGUUUUUUAACAUCACUAGAAGACAUGAGAGGGACUUCAAGAAAUAGGUGCAAAGUUGUCAUAAAAUAAAAUUAACUAAAUGAGUGUUGAGGGUGCCUGUGACAGAAGCUGGAUGUCCCCACAGGGGAAGGAAUGGCAGGUUUCAGCCGUGCCCAAGUGGUUACAUGCAGCUCAGUGGGCAGGGCAAGGCUGAACCCUCGUGCUUUGUGCUUGAAGUCGGUUGAUCUUUCAUACACAAAAGCUGCAGGAUUUAGCCUUGACAGGUGUGUUUUGUGGCAGUGCAGAAAGGGGCGAGUGACGCAAUAUUUGGGUGUUUCUUGAAGGUUGCACAAGCUCUGACCUGAGGCAGCAGGUGCUUUUGUUGCAGGGAAAGGAGCUCGGGGUUUGGCUGUUGUGCCACAACUGAGUGUUGUGCUUCAUCCCCCAUCACUGCUGAACUCGUCAGUCUGGCACUUGCUCUUUUCUGAAAUUAACAGCAUCCAGGGUCCUCGAGUAAUAUUUUUUCAUUAAAACCAGUUCAUAUUCCAAAAAUAAUGGCCUGAUUCUUUAGUGUGGCCUUGAGAACACCUUGUACAGCUUGUCCUCUGCCUGUGCUGGGCAGUGCUGUGGGAAUGCUGAUACUGCCAAACACACCAGGGCUUGUGUUCCAGGAUUGCUGUAGCACUGUCUGCCUACCAACUAUAUUUUUGUCAUCUUGAUGUAAAAUAUGUAAAUAACCUAUAUGUAUGUAUUUUUUUUUUCCUUCUGUAAUUUUCUAUGCUGUAGUGGUGUUUAAAUAAAAAAAACCUCAAGUGUGUUAUUAGGA